AUGAUCAUAUUGGAAUUUCUGGUCGGGAUCCUCACCAUAUAUGUACAAAAUAUCCGUUCACAACCAGCAAUUCCACCACCGGAACGUCCAGGUGAAAUCCACGACCUGAGUUAUUUGCAGGAUUCUGUAGAAAUCGAAAAGCUGGAACCAGAACAUGUGAAACCAGUGUGUCCCAGCGGUGCUAUUGCGUUUCGCAUGCCACAGGUGGUGCUGUGCGAUCCAACCAUAGUCAAUAUUUGUCCAUACGAAUAUACGUGCGUUGAAGCAGCAAAUGGACAUCUUCUGCCGAAAGAUGCGCGAUCACUGUGCUGUAAAACGUCCACAUUAUAUUCGUUCGCCACAGUUUUCCGAGAAAUCAAACUCUCCCCACGGAUUGUCCCAAAUCCACCGUUAUCAGCUAUUGAAUAUGUCAGACUCAACGUCCACACAUCCGCCACAAUGCAUGAUCCAGAAAUUAGAACCGGAGAUCAUUUUGUGCUUUCUCCGUUCAAAUUAUUGGAACCAGCUUAUCUUAAGGGAGUUCGAUUGUACGCAGAACAAACUCGCAGCAGCUACAUCCAUGUUCUCUUAUUUGAUCCGCUCACUCCUACGGAAAGUAUGCAAUUGUACUACGAUAGAUCGUCAGGAGGUGGACGAUACGUGGAUUUAACCGAACCAAUUGCUGAUGGUGGAUUCAUCGCUAAACGAGUUUUUAAUGCAGCACCAAUGACAAAUAUCGAGAAUCCACAACGUCCUGGACCUAAUCGUGAAUAUCGGAAACUAUGGGUUCUACUUGUUUUCAAAACAACAGAUCCAUUAACACGUCUUUAUGUGUUUUCAACAAGUGAUCUUCACUCAAAAUACAAGACUGUGGCCGAAUUCCUGAAAUCCGAUACAGGAAGACGUCUUGGAACUCCUGUCGCUGGCACAUUCUUCUAUAAAGAUGGAUGUGUUGAGCGCUUUUUUUUAACUUUCGAAGGAAAAUGGUGUGAAAAGGGUGCAGAACAUCCUGGACAACUUCGCUUUUAA
Molecule: messenger RNA, 1008 nt
Organism: Necator americanus (New World hookworm)
Lineage: Eukaryota; Metazoa; Nematoda; Chromadorea; Rhabditida; Ancylostomatidae
Exons: 8
Coding region: 1-1008 (335 amino acids)
Source: RefSeq, a predicted model, not a curated record